UCUUGUGCUGCUGGUUCUCCUUUUUUGUUAUUUGUAUUACUUGGACUCUCUCCAGCUUGCACCAAUUCUUAAACGCUUCAUUAUCAUCUUCAUGGAUCCCCCUGAUGUCUUCACUUACACUAGAGACGAUGAGGAAAGGAUCUUGCAGGGUCUGGUAAGUGAGCCGUUAUUUUUAUCCACUCCGACCCUGAUUGAUCUGAAAAAAUGCUAUGAGGCUGAUGCCAAGAAAAUUGCCUCAACUGAUCUGCACCUAAUGACUCUGGGACAAUAUUUCAAAGAGCAUAGAAUCCCUAGAGGGAUCCGCUCGCAACUCAAACCCAAUUUAUUUCCGGCGGAAUCAGCCUUUGCUCAAAAAUUUAUCCAGAUAUCUAAUAAAUAUGCCUUCGAUAUAAUUUUGCUCAAUCUUGAAUACUUACAGCAGGAACUGUCGGUAAGCAAGACACGACAAUCUGAAACUAUGUCAGCUCUUAAAACCAUGAUGGGACCUGAGGAUUGGAAAACCUAUGACGACAGUUGUAUGGAACAUCUAGCUAAAUUCAUUAAAGAACAAGAAUCUACUAAAAGAAAAAAGUGGCAGCGUGAUGCGGAUGACUAUAUAAAGGGGAAAGUCUAUACAUGGCAGAGUGAUGGGCCUAAGAAACAAAUGUCUGCAUAUCGUCCUUUCAAUCGGAAAUCACAACCACCUGGACAUUCCGGGGCAACAUCCUCUUAUGAUCCUUCAUCCACUCAGCCUUUUUUAGAGAUGGGCCCUUUGCCGUCAAAAGAACCAGACGGGGUGGCACCAGGCAUCAUCGAUGGCGGAAAUCAAAAAUCGCCCAAACUGGUGAAACCCAUGGCUCGGCGCAUGAAAGCGAAUUAAGUCCUACGACUAGUGCAUCUGAUUAUGUGUUAACUGUGAUUACUUCUAUCAAUG
This is a messenger RNA of Bufo gargarizans (Asiatic toad), 913 nucleotides long. RefSeq lists its product as uncharacterized. The record is from RefSeq and is a predicted model, not a curated record. NCBI's taxonomy places the organism in Eukaryota, Metazoa, Chordata, Amphibia, Anura, Bufonidae. The transcript has 2 exons. Bases 92 to 859 code for a protein of 255 amino acids.